AUGGCGACUUUGCUUAUGUUGCUGCUGGCACUGCUUCCUGAAAUGACAUGCAAGACUCACAUGGUGAAGUGUCAUGUCCAUGAUCCACACCCUCCACUUCACAAGUAUCACCAGUCAGGAGACCUCAACCUUGGUGGCUUAGCUUCUCAAAGCUUCAUCAUUUCCAAUGCAUUAGCCUUCACUAAAGAACCCCCUCAGGCAUUGCCCGAAGAGCUUGUCAUGGUGACUAAGAAUUACCAGCACAUCCUGGCCUUGGAAUUUGCAGUGAAGGAGAUCAAUGACAACCCUCAGAUCUUACCCAAUACCACCUUGGGCUUCCACAUAUUUGACAGCUAUUUCAUUGCAAAAGGGACCUAUCAUGCUACAAUGCUGCUAACGUCCAGCCCAGAGAGAUUGGUCCCCAACUACAAAUGCGACAUCCAUCAUCAUUUGAUAGCAGUCAUUGGGGGGCUGGACCCCCUAACCUCUCUUCAUGCUGCAACAGUCUUGGAUAUCUAUAAAAUUCCACAGCUCAUAUGUAGCCCGGCUCCAGUCAUGGAGUAUAAAACCCCAGGCCUUUCCUUCUACCAAAUGGUCCCACAGGAAGCCCUGCAGUAUGAGGGGAUUCUCUCCUUACUUCUGCAUUUCAGGUGGACAUGGGUUGGACUCCUUACCAUGGAUCUUGAGAAUGGAGAAAGAUUUGUUCAAACUGUGGUUCCAAUGUUUACUUCUAGUGGCAUUUGUUUUGCCAUUAUAGAGAGAGUAUCCAAAUUAUCUCUUAUCGCUGAUCUUAAAGACUUGUUCCAACAGGUUGCAAAAAUACAUGAUAAAGUAAUGAGUAGCAAAGCCAAUGUGAUGAUCAUCUAUGGAGAAUCUUAUUCUAUGAUAUUUCUGAGAUGGUUUCCGUAUUUAUCUGAGCAAGAACAUGUGAAUAUUAACCCAAAGGGUAUAGUGUGGAUUAUGACAGCCCAGGUGGAGCUGACUUCUAUCGUUUAUCAAAGGACUUGGGAUAAAGAAAUAAUCCACGGGGCUCUGUCCUUUGCAAUUCACUCCAAUGAUAUAUCAGGAUUUCAGCAAUUUACUGCCAGUAGAAAACCUGCCACCUCAAAAGAAGAUUAUUUCAUCAAGGACUUCUGGCAGCAGGCCUUUGCCUGUUCAUUUCCAGGUACAGGUGCAGAAGAUGUGCAUGGGGAUAUCUGCACUGGAGAUGAGAACGUGGGGACUCUUCCUGGGCCUUUCUUCGAAAUGAGCAUGAUUGGCCAUAGCUACAGUAUCUACAUGGCUGUUUAUGCCAUGGCACAGGCUGUUCAUGACAUGUUCUCAUGGAGACUCAAAUCAAGAAUGUUAAAGGACCAAGGGCAGUUGUCAUUACAAAAUCAACAGCCAUGGAAGGUCCAUCAUUUCCUCAGAGGUGUAUUAUUUAAUAAUAGUGCUGGAGAUGAGGUUUCCUUUAACCAGAAUGGGGAGUUGAAAGUUGGGUUGGAUGUUAUUAAUUGGAUUGUUUCCUUAAACCAAUCCUUUCAUAAAAUUAAAGUUGGGAGGAUGGAUCCCCAGACUUCUUCGCAACAAGUGUUCACCAUCCAUGAAGAUGCUAUAACAUGGCAAAGGCGGUUUAACAAGGCAAGGCCUAUUUCUGUAUGCAGUGAGAGUUGCAGUCCUGGUUCAAGCAAGAAAAUGAAGGAGGGGGAGCCAUUUUGUUGCUACGAUUGCACUCCCUGUCCAGAAGAGAAGAUUUCAGAACAGAUGGAUAUGAAUGACUGUUUUAAAUGUCCAGAUGAAUAUUAUCCCCACAAAAAACAGGAUUUAUGUAUUCUGAAGAAAAUCAGCUGCUUGUCUUAUGAAGAACCUUUGGGGAUCAGUUUAGCCUGUUUUUCGCUUUCCUCUUCAAUCAUCGCAGCUCUGGUGCUAGGGACGUUUCUGAAGCACCACAACACUCCCAUUGUCAAAGCCAACAACCGGGAUCUCACCUACAUGCUCCUCCUGUCCCUCCUGCUCUGCUUCCUUUGUGCAUUGCUAUUCAUUGGACAGCCUCAGAAGGUGACAUGUCUUCUGCGACAACCUGUUUUUGGCAUCAUCUUCUCAGUGGCUGUUUCCUGUGUGCUGGCAAAAACGAUCACAGUGAUUCUGGCUUUCAUGGCCACCAAACCAGGAUCCAGGAUGAGGAAAUGGGUGGGGAAGAGGCUGGCCAACUCCAUUGUGAUUUCCUGCUCCUUUAUUCAAGCAACCAUUUGUAUUAUGUGGUUGGCAUUUUCUCCCCCAUUCCCAGAUGUCGAUAAGCACUCAACCUAUGGAGAAAUUGUUCUAGAAUGCAAUGAGGGUUCUGUAACUAUGUUUUACUGUGUCCUGGGUUACAUGGGCUUUCUGGCUAUGGCCAGUUUCAGUGUGGCUUUCCUUGCCAGGAAGUUGCCUGACAGUUUCAAUGAAGCCAAGUUCAUCACUUUCAGCAUGUUGGUCUUUUGCAGUGUUUGGUUAUCAUUUAUUUCCUCCUACCUAAGCACUAAAGGAAAAUACAUGGUAGCUGUGGAGAUCUUUUCCAUCUUAGCCUCCAGUGCUGGGGUGGUGGGCUGCAUCUUUUUCCCUAAAUGCUAUAUCAUUGUUUUAAGGCCUGAAUUGAAUGAUAAGGAACAGCUGAUAAGACGAAAGGCUGGAUGA
This is a messenger RNA of Podarcis muralis (Common wall lizard), 2631 nucleotides long. Its product is annotated as vomeronasal type-2 receptor 26-like. Gene Ontology annotation, cellular component: plasma membrane. Gene Ontology annotation, biological process: G protein-coupled receptor signaling pathway. The record is from RefSeq and is a predicted model, not a curated record. NCBI's taxonomy places the organism in Eukaryota, Metazoa, Chordata, Lepidosauria, Squamata, Lacertidae. Gene Ontology annotation, molecular function: G protein-coupled receptor activity.